AUAGGAUAACACUCUCCACGCUCAAAAAGAAAACCAUUUAACUCAGGAGAUAGUAAAUAUGGCUGUUCACAGAGUUAGCUUCCUUGCUCUCCUCCUCUUAUUUGGAAUGUCUAUGCUUGUAAGCAAUGUGGAACAUGCAGAUGCCAAGGCUUGUCCUCGGAAUUGUGACGGAAGAAUUGCCUAUGAAAUUUGCCCACGUUCAGAGGAAAAGAAGAAUGAUCGGAUAUGCACCAACUGUUGCGCAGGCACGAAGGGUUGUAAGUACUUUAGUGAUGAUGGAACUUUUAUUUGUGAAGGAGAGUCUGAUCCUAGAAAUCCAAAGGCUUGUCCUCGGAAUUGUGAUGGAAGAAUUGCCUAUGGGAUUUGCCCACGUUCAGAGGAAAAGAAGAAUGAUCGGAUAUGCACCAACUGUUGUGCAGGCACGAAGGGUUGUAAGUACUUUAGUGAUGAUGGAACUUUUAUUUGUGAAGGAGAGUCUGAUCCUAGAAAUCCAAAGGCUUGUCCUCGGAAUUGUGAUGGAAGAAUUGCCUAUGAGAUUUGCCCACGUUCAGAGGAAAAGAAGAAUGAUCGGAUAUGCACCAACUGUUGCACAGGCACGAAGGGUUGUAAGUACUUUAGUGAUGAUGGAACUUUUGUUUGUGAAGGAGAGUCUGAUCCUAGAAAUCCAAAGGCUUGUCCUCGGAAUUGUGAUGGAAGAAUUGCCUAUGAGAUUUGCCCACGUACAGAAGAAAAGAAGAAUGAUCGGAUAUGCACCAACUGUUGCGCAGGCACAAAGGGCUGUAAGUACUUUAGUGAUGAUGGAACUUUUGUCUGUGAAGGAGAGUCUGAUCCUAGAAAUCCAAAGGCUUGUCCACGGAAUUGUGAUGAAAGAAUUGCUUAUGGGAUUUGCCCACGUACAGAAGAAAAGAAGAAUAAUCAAAUAUGCACCAACUGUUGCGCAGGAACGAAGGGAUGUAACUACUUCAGUGCUAAUGGAACUUUUAUUUGUGAAGGAGAAUCUGAAUAUGUAAGCAAAGUGGAUGAAUAUGUUCAUGAAGUGGAGAAUGAUCUCCAGAAGUCUAGGGUUGCUGUUUCCUAAGUCCUAACUGAUAAUAUGUAAUCUAUGUAUGAAUAAAGGCAUGACAAUAUGCUUUGUCUUGCCUGUAAUCUGUAAUAUGGCAGUGGAGCUUUUCCACUGCGUGUUUAAUAAGAAAUGGAGCACUAGUUUGUUCUAGUUAGUGA
This is a messenger RNA of Nicotiana attenuata, 1221 nucleotides long. RefSeq names its product wound-induced proteinase inhibitor 2-like. The record is from RefSeq and is a predicted model, not a curated record. Gene Ontology annotation, molecular function: serine-type endopeptidase inhibitor activity. Lineage: Eukaryota; Viridiplantae; Streptophyta; Magnoliopsida; Solanales; Solanaceae. The coding region runs from base 59 to 1078 and encodes 339 amino acids. The transcript has 2 exons.